UCCGCCCCGACGCGCGGCUUCCCGUGCCAUGGCUUCUCGUGGUCUUGUUGGCAUCUUCUUCCUCUCUGCUCUCCCUCUGUUGUGUCUGGAACUCCGGCGUGGGGGCCCGGAUGUAGGAAUUAAAGAUUUCAUUUUGCUGUGUGGCCGGAUUUUCUUACUCCUUGCUCUUCUCACUUUAAUUAUUUCUGUGACUACCUCAUGGCUUAACUCAUUUAAAUCUUCCCAAGUUUAUCUGAAAGAAGAAGAAGAGAAGAAUGAGAAAAGGCAAAAACUUGUGAGAAAAAAACAACAAGAGGCACAGGGUGAAAAGGCCAGCAGAUAUGUAGAGAACAUUUUAAAACCUCACCAGGAAAUGAAAUUGAAAAAACUGGAGGAGCGCUUUUAUCAAAUGACAGGUGAAACCUGGAAGUUAAGCAGUGGUCACAAACUUGGGGGUGAUGAAGAUUCGGUGCUUGAAAAUGCGAGUCACACAUGUUUUGAAACAUCAAACAGAGAAGCAGCAAAGAAACGGAAAUUACCUAAGCCUUUAACUAAAGUUUCACCACCUGCUGAACAGCCCACGCAGAAGGAGGUUCCUGAUUUACCUGAAGAACCUUCUGAAACAGCUACAGAAGUAGUCACCGUUGCUCUUCGCCGUCCCAGUGGGAGUGUCCUGAGGAGAAGGUUUUUUAAGUCUUGCAGUUCACAGGUCUUACUUGACUGGAUGAUGAAAACUGGGUACCACACGUCCCUGUACGGCCUUUCCACCUCCUUUCCCAGAAGGCCUCUGGAAGUGGAGGGAGGCCGGUCGCUGGAGGACAUAGGAAUAGCUGUGGAUACUGUACUCAACGUGGAAGAGAAAGAGCAGAGCAGCUAGUUAAGAAAUGAGAACUACCUAUUCUGCACAAACUCAGUUGUGCCGUGACCCUACGGGACAAUAAAGGUCUCACACUGAGACAUGCCGUACCUUGA
This is a messenger RNA of Cynocephalus volans (Philippine flying lemur), 951 nucleotides long. It is a transcript of the gene UBXN8, whose product is annotated as UBX domain protein 8. The record is from RefSeq and is a predicted model, not a curated record. The transcript is spliced from 8 exons. Gene Ontology annotation, cellular component: endoplasmic reticulum. Gene Ontology annotation, molecular function: ubiquitin binding. The coding region runs from base 29 to 856 and encodes 275 amino acids. Lineage: Eukaryota; Metazoa; Chordata; Mammalia; Dermoptera; Cynocephalidae.